UGUGUGUGGGACAUUAUGUAGCUGCGUUGGUGUUGUUAGGCUGUAUUAUCUGUUCGACAGCCUUGGGUUUAUUAUCCAACCAGGCGUUGCCAGAGCAAGCUGAUAAGGAGACAGAGAAGAAAGAGAGAAGAGCUCCAGUUGUUGGGGAAGUGAAAGAAGCAGAGUCUAAGACCAAGAGGACGUCUUCCUGAUCCGGACCGCGCUUCCCUGCUCCGCUGACCCAACUGAGACUGUGCAUGCUGGCUACAAUGUGCAGGCUCUCCAUGAAGAUCGGCUGCUUGUGAGUCCUGUGCCGUUACGCUGUCGCCUUCAUCUCACUUUUGUUGUCAGUCAGAACACCAGGGCAACCGACAUGCAGAACGUACCGGAAGAGUGGAGGGAAAGAGGGAGCCGCGAUGGCGGAGAGGAGAUGGGAAGCAAGCCCUGGGAAGGGGAGCCUCUGCUCCAGAGAGACCGCAGCAGGGGACCCUCGGGGGGAACAGGGCGCAGCUCUGACGAGGGCCAGGAGGAGGAGUCCCUGAUGAUGGAGCUUAGCCCUGUGCAGAAGACGGUGAAGGAGAGCAGCUGGUGGGAGAGGAGGGGCAUCGACUGCGCCAUCCUGGCUGGGGGAUUUCUGUGCCUCCCUCUGGCCUUCAUGAUGUUAGGCUCCUCCCAGGCCCUGUGCUUCACCGGGGGCCUGCUGCUGAUGGGAUUGGCCCACGCUGUCAUCACCAUCAAGGGGACGCACCUGGCGAGCCACGGGGCGCUGAGCGAGUCUCCCGCUUGGGCCGAGUUCUGGGGAGUCUUCUUCAUCGAGGUGUGUGGCUCCUUCACAGCGAGAGCGGGAGUGCAGGCUCACAUCAAGAUGCAUCACGCCCACACCAACAUCGUGGGGCUGGGAGACUCCAGCAUCUGGAAGGUUCCCUCCCUGCCUCGCAGUGUCUACCUCUUCAUCGCCCCCCUGGCAGUGCCCAUCAUCACCCCUCUGGCGGCUCUGGGUGAGCUGAAGAGUUCCUCAGUGUGCCACGCUUUGAAGACGGUGUCGAUGAUAUCCUUGGGGAUGUGCUCCCAGUACUGGCUGCUGGUCCAUGUGUCUGGGUUCCAGUCUCCAUACACCACCCUCCUCUGCAUGCUGCUCUGCAGGGCCAUGUCCUCCAUCCCUUACAUCCACGUCAACAUCUUCCAGCAUAUAGGCCUGCCCAUGUUUUCCCCGACCCGGCGGCCCAAGAGGAUCUACCAGAUGACCCACGGGGUCCUGAACCUUCCACGGAACCCUCUGCUGGACUUGACCUUCGGGCACUCGCUCAUAAACUGUCACGUCGAACACCAUCUCUUCCCCUUCCUCUCCGACAACAUGUGUCUGAAGGUGAAGCCCAUUGUGUCCCGAUACCUGAAGGAGAACGACCUGCCGUACCAAGAGGACACCUACCUCUCACGCCUGCGCCUCUUCUUCCACAAGUACCAGGAGCUGAUGGUGUUCGCUCCACCCAUCACAGAACUGGUGGGGGUACCUUGAUGGUGAGAGGGAGGGAAUAGAAGGGAGGGGAGGGGAGGGAGAUGAAAAUGAAAGGACUGUGGAGAUGGACGUGAAGGAAAAUAAUAUUUCACUCAUAUAUUCUGCUGAUCAGGCAAUAAUCCACUCUGUGAUCUGCUGCACCUAUCACUGUUCUAACUUGCAGUUGGAGCACAAGCUCCAACUGGCAUGUACUGCACAUGGCUGUGCUCUAACAAGUGUAUUACGAUUUACAUUUACAUUUAGUCAUUUAG
Molecule: messenger RNA, 1746 nt
Organism: Osmerus eperlanus (European smelt)
Lineage: Eukaryota; Metazoa; Chordata; Actinopteri; Osmeriformes; Osmeridae
Gene: fads6
Product: fatty acid desaturase 6
Biological process (GO): lipid metabolic process
Cellular component (GO): membrane
Molecular function (GO): oxidoreductase activity, acting on paired donors, with oxidation of a pair of donors resulting in the reduction of molecular oxygen to two molecules of water
Source: RefSeq, a predicted model, not a curated record